CAAUGAUCCGGAGAGGUGCGAGCUGAUAUAUCCUUGCCACGCACAGUUUUCUUUUUUCUGCAGAAGGUACGAGAUGAGCGAUACGACACAGGCCUGAAUUAGCUGGAUUGCGUAAUGACUUCGUUGCAUUUUACAUGGAGUACUUGCACAAGGCACGCUUUGGCCCAAUAUGCCCACAAUUUCGGUAUGCACUCUGUAUGGGCUCAAUGGCAUAAUACAUAUAACGCCGCAAAACGGUAGCCCUAUAGCGUGUCGUGUGAAACGCGCCAAUGGAAAUAACUGUCACAGGGGAUGCAUCUACGGCUAUAAAAGCGCAAGGGCAGCGCGAGGAUCUCACAGCCGGCGGGAACGAAAUCAUUGACGGCCUCUUGCGAGAGGCAAGGGACAGCGACUCUAUACAGAAGAAGAUAAACCCUGUGAUUGUCAAGCACGUGGACCUCGACGACGGCAGGGGUCACGUCGAGAAUAUAUCUAUAUAUGGUCUCUCUACCCUCGCUCGCCAUCGUGACGUUAACAUCACUUUCAACGAUGCGCACUUGGUAACCAUCACAGGCCAACUGCGGGCAGAUGACCUGCACUUGACCGGUCGAUACCUCUACCGGCCGUCACGUUUCUUCAGACUUCGUGGAAGCAUUGGUGCCACUCUCAACUACUUUGUCGUCCUAAUCGGAAUCGAAGUGAACACCGAACUGAACAGAGCCAAUGUCACCACAUUUAAGGUUGUUGAAAUCGGAAGCAUCAAGGUAACCAAGUUUACCGGAGCGUCGUUCGCUUUCAACUGGCUCGGGAAGUUUAUCGUCAACAAGAUACUGAACAGCCGAAGCUUCUCAAUAUCUGAACGACUAGAAGCAAGUGGCAAAAAAGCGCUGAACCGGCUGAUGGAGGACAAGGAAAUUAGGUUAAGAUGAAACGCGAGGGCGCCAAUUUACUUCUCGUUUCGGUUUAGACUUAACACUCGCCAUGUUUUAUGAAUAGUGUUGAAUGACCGUCGAUUUGAGGCGGGGCUCUCGCAUUAAAGGUGUGUAUAAUAUUAAGGCUUACUGCCGAUACCGUAGAUAAUUCAAAUGUGAAUAGGUUCGGCAAUGAAAUGUACAGCGUCCGAGAUCAUCCAAUAAAAGAGAUUCAUGUUGUUGCGGG
Dermacentor andersoni is the source of this 1137-nucleotide messenger RNA. RefSeq lists its product as uncharacterized. The record is from RefSeq and is a predicted model, not a curated record. Lineage: Eukaryota; Metazoa; Arthropoda; Arachnida; Ixodida; Ixodidae.